Molecule: messenger RNA, 531 nt
Organism: Lepus europaeus (European hare)
Lineage: Eukaryota; Metazoa; Chordata; Mammalia; Lagomorpha; Leporidae
Product: RRP15-like protein
Exons: 1
Coding region: 1-531 (176 amino acids)
Biological process (GO): maturation of LSU-rRNA; maturation of 5.8S rRNA
Cellular component (GO): preribosome, large subunit precursor
Source: RefSeq, a predicted model, not a curated record
AUGGCUGCGGCCGUUGCAAACUCACGUGUGAGUGCAGGGAAAAAGCUGAAAAUUUUGCUAAAGAAGAAGAAGGUGAAAACGAUUGCCAAAGUCAUAGCAUCUGAGCUGGAAGAGGAGGUAAAAGAUGCUUCCGGCAGUGGAGGACCUAUUGGAAGAUGUGGAUCAGAAAAGGGUCAUUUUUCUGAUGUUGAAGCAAUAGAUGCUGACAAUGAGGAUGAUGUUGAACCCUGUGACAAAGAAAAUGAAAAUGCUGGAAAAUCAUGUGCUGGAACUAAUAUGGCCUGGGCAGAUGCCAUGGCUAAAAUCCUCAACAAGAAAAUGCCUAAAACUAAACCCACCAUUCUAGUCAAAAAUAAAGAACUGGAAAAGGAAAAAGAAAAGUUAAAGCAAGAAAGACUUGAGAGAAGAAAACAGCUUGGUAAGAGGCGGGAGUGGGAAAUGAUGUGCAGAGUAAAGCCAGAUGUUGUCAAAGACAAAGAAGCACAUUUGAUAUGUUCUAAUCUCUCUCUUUUCAUCUCCCAAAACAUUUGA